Armigeres subalbatus is the source of this 2657-nucleotide messenger RNA. Its product is annotated as progestin and adipoQ receptor family member 4. The transcript is spliced from 8 exons. Gene Ontology annotation, cellular component: membrane. Lineage: Eukaryota; Metazoa; Arthropoda; Insecta; Diptera; Culicidae. The coding region runs from base 870 to 2099 and encodes 409 amino acids. The record is from RefSeq and is a predicted model, not a curated record. Gene Ontology annotation, molecular function: signaling receptor activity.
CGUCCGUGCGGGUGGUUUAUGAUGGCCUACUGCUGCUGCUGUUGCCGUUGGUACGCUAUCCGUUCGAGUGCUCGCUCAUUCAGUUCAACCCCGUCCGCCGAGCAGUGCGAAACACGGAUCGAACCGCGCGGUACCAAAUUUAACGCUGCUAAUAGCCUCAGUGGGGCUGCUGAAUUUUCCAAACCGCAACCAUUGAUAGUAACUAGUCGAAAACUGCAUAAAUGUAUUCGUGAAUCGAAUACUGCAUAGCAGUGUCAGCCCUUUUGGCCAAAAGGGCAACGCUAGGGAUUCGUUCGGGUUCCCAUUUGAUUCAAGAGUUCUUCCGGCGGGGCUUCUUUUCUGGGACGGUUCUGCUAAUUUCUUCUGCUUAAAACGAAUUUCGGUUCAAUGAGUGCGUGGUGUGUCGCGUGUGCAGUGAUUUAAAGAUUCAAGCGAAAGUCGUCUGCCGUCCUUAGAAGCUGAAAUUGUGACCGGAAAAAAAAUCUUCUUCCGCAAAGCUGGUCCAGCAGCAGAUUGGUUGCCUCAGGGAUUUGCCGUCGACGGGCGAACUGAAUCGCCGUUUUGUGCCGGGCGGGCCAAGUGAGGAACGAAAGUCAGAGAAACCUUUCGACGCAACCAAUCCAGCUCGGAUGGAACGAUGAAGUGUUUUGCUUGGCAGAAGAAAGGAUGAAGCAGAUUAUGUAAAGAUUACGCGAUUGCAGUCUGUUUUUGUUGCUUCCGAGGCAGCGCGAAGAAAUUGUGAGGAAGGUGGAAAAAAUCGUGCAGAAAACACUGCUUAGUCUUUCCCGACGAAACGCGUUCUGUGUACAUUACGGUCGGUCACGAUAGUGGCGGCUCAAUAAUUCCCCAAGCUGGAGGAACCGGACAAAAUGCAACCGGCCGAGUGUGCGGGUGUGAUCUCCCCGGUGGUGCUCGAAUCGGCUACUGCCCCCAUUUCCGUGGUGCCUAUUUCUUCUACGACAGCUAAUAAUAGUUCCAUCAUGACGACGACUACCGGUGGGCACUGUCGUCCACUGCUGCUGCUGCCAUCGUCGUCGACAUCGUCCUCGCUGUCGUCCUCGCCGGAAACGGUGCGAAGUGCAUCGUCGACGGCAUCCUCGUUACCGCCCCCAACGACACAAGCGUCAACGCCAACGGGGCCGGUCACAACGAAACAGUGCCAACGGGACGACUACGAAGAGGACGAAGACGGCCCGGGCCGGGCACCGCUGAUGAAGCAACUGAACAAACUGCUCACCCCACCGGAUGACCUGCUGCAGUGGAAGGAUAUGCCGCAGCACCUGCAGUUCAAUCCGUACGUCCUGACCGGCUACCGGCCGCUGCAGGGCGUCAAAGGAUGUCUCAGCAGUUUGUUCUACGUGCACAACGAGACGAUUAAUAUUUUAACACAUGGCAUUCCAAUCGUGUACAUCCUGGCAACAGUUCCGGCAAUGAUGCCAUGGGAGAAGGAGUACCGCUUUCUCUCGUGGUGCCAUCUGGUCGGUUCUGUUGCACCGUGGUGCGGUAGCUUCGUCUACCACCUCUUCAUGAAUCUGGAGCUGGGCGAGAGCGCUUACUACCGGCUACUGCAGCUCGACAUGUUCGGAAUUUGGAUGAGCCAAAGUUUCGGUGCCCUCCCGAUGGUAACGGCGACGGUCUUCUGCUUGAGUUGGCCGCUCAAGUGGCUUCUCAUCAUAUCGUACUCGCUAUUGUGCAUUUGGGGCCUGUUCAAGGCCAUGACGGCAUCCUCUCCGUGGCAACGGCGGCUCUGCUUCGGGCUGCCCUUUAUGAUGCGAAUCAUGCUGACACUGCUGCGGAUAUCGAAGCUGGGCGGCGGGAAUCCCUCCUCGCUGACACACGUAUUUCUGCAGGACGCCGUUUCGGCCGUGGGUGGCGUGAUUGGUGCGAUGCACAUACCGGAAAAGUGGUUUCCCGGCAGUGUGGACAUCUAUCUCAACUCGCACAACAUCAUGCACGUGCUGGUGGUCAUGGCCGUGUACUCGAUGCACCAGGCCACGAUCCGGGACAUCGAGUGGAUGCAGAACGCGGAAUGCACCCGAUCCAACCUGACGUCGUCGCUGAACAUAGACGCCAUCAAUGGUUCCCACCUGGAGCUAUGACCAGCUGGUACCGAAUACUCCGUCCCACAGGGUUCAGCAGAUUGCAGCUGCAACUCCUCGCCUGGCUACCUGGUCAACGUCAGCACCAGCAGCAGCAGCAUUAUCAAAAAUAUCAACACCACUAGCACGUGUGCUGCCGGUUCCAGUGCGGUCGCUUCCGGCAGCGUCACCAAUGGCACUACUAGAACUAGCGACGAAACGAGCGGCAGCAGCCCCGACGUAGGCUGGUGCUGGCUGGGCAGAUUCGUACGGCUGCGUACUGCCGCUUCACGCUACGGCAACGCCGAUGGAGACGACCUCGUCGGCAGCAUCGAUGACGGUGCGUUUCGGUGGAUGAGUCGGAUUUUUGCCGACGGCGGUUAGCAUUAGGCGUGUAUGCCUCGGCUUCACCCUCAAUUUUACUCUGGGGACAUCGUCCGAACGAAAUCGGCGGGCGAGAUUUGAGCGAAUGAUUGCCUUCUUUCUUGGAAUGGGUUUUGUGGACAGAUUCGUGCACAAUCAAAAUUUUCACAAUCUUAAAGGAUAAAUAUCGCGAUGGUAAUGAGGUGCAACUCAUGA